GACCAAACACCGGGUUUCCGGGGGGAAAGCUUAGGCUGUAACACCCAGCCCAGCCUCCUCCUCCACUCCCCCACCACGCUCGGCCCCCUCCCUCCCCGCCACCACUGUCCGCGAUCGCCCGGCAGCAGGGAAGGAAGAAAGGAGCGCAGGAGGUGGAGGCAUGGAUCCACAGCCCCCUCCACCUGCCCAGGGCAGCCCACCUCACCGUGCCCGAGGCCGGGGCCGGGGCCGGGGCCGGGGUCGAGGCCGUGGUCGUGGCAGAGGGGGUGCUGGAGCCCCUAGGGCACCUCUGCCCUGCCCCACCUGUGGUCGCCUCUUCCGCUUCCCUUACUACUUGUCUCGACACCGGUUGAGCCACUCAGGCCUCCGGCCCCACGCCUGUCCCCUGUGCCCCAAAGCUUUCCGCAGGCCUGCCCACCUGUCCCGCCACCUCCGUGGCCACGGGCCCCAGCCCCCGCUGCGCUGCGCUGCCUGUCCACGCACCUUCCCGGAGCCGGCCCAGCUCAGGCGCCACCUGGCCCAGGAGCACGCAGGUGGCGAGGCGGAUCUGUCCACGCAGAGGGCCGUGAAGGAGGAGCCCGAGUCCAGUUGGGGUCCACAGGACGAGGGUGUGGAGCAGCCCUCCACCGCAGUGGCCGGGGUUGCGGAGGAGGCAGCGGCAGCGCGGCCUGAGACGUGGCCCGCUGGGGACCCGGCCCCCGUGGCUGCCCCCACGAGUACCGAUCCUCGGGCAUCAGAGGCCGAGGAGGCCGAGGCCGGGGCAGCGGAGCUAAGGGCAGAGCUGGCGCUGGCCGCGGGGCGACAGGAAGAGAAACAGGUCCUCCUCCAGGCCGACUGGACGCUGCUGUGUCUCCGCUGUCGCGAAGCCUUCGCCACGAAGGGGGAGCUCAAGGCGCACCCGUGUCUGCGCCCUGAGGGCGAACAGGAGGGCGAAGGGGGACCCCCACCCCGCCCCAAGCGACACCAGUGUUCUAUUUGCCUCAAGGCUUUCGCCAGGCCCUGGUCCCUGUCGCGUCACCGGCUAGUCCACUCCACCGAUCGGCCUUUUGUGUGUCCAGACUGCGGCCUGGCCUUCCGCCUGGCCUCCUACCUCCGCCAGCAUCGCCGCGUCCACGGCCCUCUCAGCCUGCUGGCCCCACUGCCCGGGGCCGGUAAGAAGGACGACAAGUCCUCGGGUGGACGGAACUCAGGGAAAGGACCUGAGGGGGGCGAAGGGGCAGAAUGUGGGGGUGCAUCGGAAGGGGGUGAAGGCGGGCAGAAUGGAGGAGAUGCCACCCCAUCCCGGCCCCCGGCGGGGGAGCCACGGUUUUGGUGUCCCGAGUGUGGCAAAGGUUUUCGACGCCGGGCACACCUGCGUCAGCACGGGGUCACCCACUCUGGGGCACGACCUUUCCAGUGCGUGCGCUGCCAGCGGGAGUUCAAACGGCUGGCAGACCUGGCCCGUCACGCACAAGUCCACGCUGGGGGUCCCGCCCCGCAUCCGUGCCCUCGAUGCCCACGCCGGUUCUCCCGCGCCUACAGCCUGCUGCGCCACCAGCGCUGCCACCGCGCGGAGCUGGAACGGGCUGAGCUGGAGAGGGCCACUGCCUUGCAGGCGCUCCAGUCCCAGGCCGCACAGUCGCCCCAAACUCCGCUUAAGCAGGAGACAGAAGGGCUCCCUUUGUCCAUCGCACACAUCAAGGAAGAGCCGCCCUCACCCGGCACCCCACCGCAGUCCCCGCGGGCACCCCCUGUCUUUCUCAGCGCCUCCUGUUUUGACAGCCAAGACCAUUCAGCCUUCGAGAUGGAAGAUGAGGAGGUGGACAGCAAGGCCCACCUACACGGAUUGGGGGGCUUGGCCUCCUGACCCUCACAUCCACCCUCCGCCCCUCCAAUUGAGCUCCCGGUUUGAAGUAAGGAAGAGGGAAGCUAAAAAAGAUACCUCCUCUGCCUCCCCCUGAGCCCUGUGUCAUUCACUUUCCACUUUCCCUUUUACCUGUCCCUGGACCCCUGAAGCUGGUUAGGAAACACCCCAACGCGUGUCUUAAGUAAAGGCAGGACAAGGCGGAGGGCACUUGGCCACAAGCAUAGAGACUGGUGGGUUGGCCCCAGCCUGCCCAUCCCCAUUACAAACACUGGACACCAUCACCUCUUUGGAACUGCCAGACACUGGGGGUUCUCAGUGAGAAAGGUCUGUUCCCCCCCUCCCGUUCUUCUGUCUCUGUGAAUAAAUGUGAGUUCGUGCAACCCACGAGUGAGGCUGUCUGUGGAAGUGGGGGCUGGGUGAGUCAGGAUUUGCCCCUGCUUGGGUUCUGAACAAGGAUGCUCGCACACCAGAUCCCAGGAGGAAGUUCCAUAUUGAAGACGAAAGAAGUCCGGGAACCCUGGAUGGAGAAGAAAGUUGAGGGCGCUGAGAAGGAACGCCUUUGAUGACUGCGCUCAGGAAUCCCGCCCGCGCAGUUUAGCAAAUCAGCAUGGUAUGCACUCUUUUCGUUUCUCUAGGGCAGAUUUCUAGGCACGGGAUUAUUACUCCGUGUGGGAAGUCUACAAGCCCCUUUCCGAGAAAACACUAGAUGUUUCCCAAAGUUCCUGCCUGUUACAAUCGUGACGGUGACAGUAGUCUCCAUUUUCCCGGGGAAAUCCAAGAACCAGAUAUGAUCUGAGUUGGGCGAGGUGGUACACAGUUGUAAUCGCAGCAUUUAGGGGAUGGAGAUGGUCAAAACAAGCCUGUAUCUUAGCAUCACACAGCAACAAGCCAGAUAUGGCCCCCAGACACUGUGGCUCCAUAUAGCCCAUGCUUCUAGCCCCUAUUCAGUGAUUCAUUCCAUCUCAUGGAGCCCCUACAUUGUGCAGAGCGUUGUCCUGGGUGCCUCUUCGUUCUUCUGUUAAUAAAACACACAAUCCUUU
Molecule: messenger RNA, 2886 nt
Organism: Phodopus roborovskii (desert hamster)
Lineage: Eukaryota; Metazoa; Chordata; Mammalia; Rodentia; Cricetidae
Gene: Znf579
Product: zinc finger protein 579
Exons: 2
Coding region: 161-1846 (561 amino acids)
Source: RefSeq, a predicted model, not a curated record